CAGUGAAACGCGCUUUGCGAAAGUAAGAGUGAGUGGUUGUUGUUGUAAUGAGCAGGGCUAAGUGUUAACGUGGCAUACAAUUUGCGAAGCUCCUCUACGCUUCUAUUAAAUAUAUUUUAUAGCGAUUUUUUUCAACUUUGUUUUGCUUUUGUUUUUGUUUUUGCUUUUUCGCGCUGCGGUUAUUUUUAAAAAUAAUAUCACACUUAUCACUUCAUGGCGUUGUGCGGACUCGUAAGGCGCUCGAGUCUGAGUGGUUGUUCACCCUUGCUAACGAGCAUCACUCUGUUGUUAGUGUUGUUGUUGUGUGUGUGUUUUUGCCGUUAUACAAAUUACACAUUCGCGCUGUGAUGGCAGCUUAACAGUUGUAAAGCGUUUUGCGGUUUUUUGGAUUUCGACAUCAAACCGCAGCAGCCAAGUCGCGUCAGUUAGUUCCCUCGCAAAGGCGUACACCACACCGUUGUUGGAUGGCAAACGAUGCUCAGUAUAGUGGUGUGGCUCUCGCUGUGCAUAAAUGUCGGCAAGGCGGUUAAUGUGCCAAUUCGAAGGACCGCACUUCAACAUAGUUAAACAGUUAAACGGUUAAACGUAUGCAAAUAGAAAGUGAUAAUCUAACUCUGUAGUGACAGAGUCAACGCAACGAAAAACAGAAACAAAAAAUAGAAGAAAAAUCAUAAAAAACAAAGCAAAAAAAACAUAAGUAAAUCAAUCAAGCAGUUGAGAUAACGCACAAUCUGUCACAAAAAAUUGAAGUGAAAAUUGAUAAAAACAGUGCGAGAAGUGCGAUAAGUCAAACAGUAGUGUUCAAUAAUAAUAAAAAUAUAGUGAAAGAAAACUGCCUGUAUUUCCUAGUCUGUGUGAGUGUUCGUUCAAUGGCGCGUUUGGUGAUUUACUUUUUGGUCAUAAAUUCGCUCUUCCUUUGUCAAGAAAGCGGGCGUUUGGUUGGUGGCGGUGGCAGCAGCGGUCUGGCGGAGGCCACCAAUGGCCACGGCAGCCAGCUGGAGGGCCGAGAUCGUCAUCACCACGAACGGGGUGGACAUAUAAGACGCGACCUCAAUCAUUGUUGGCGUCGUUAUGAUGGCUAUAAUUUACAAAGCACAAUGGUCAACAAGAAGGAGCAAAUGAAGAAGCCAUACGGCAUAUUGUGCAACUUCAAAUGUACUUGGUUUUUUACAAUAAACUUUCCCACAUGUGAAUUCAUUUAUGAUUACAAACUUUCUUGCUACUUAUUUACAUCACUGCCGGAUUGUACUACGGUAAAAUGUACGCUUUUAAAUUUUUUUACAUAAAUACUAGUAACAAUUUCCUAGCUAAUUAUAGUUAUAACUAUUUACAAUUAAAAUAUUUUACCAUAAAUAUUUAAUUUAGGUAAAUUUUGUAAAUAUAUUGUUAUAAAAAUUAAAUAUAAAAUUAAU
Messenger RNA from Zeugodacus cucurbitae (melon fly), 1412 nucleotides. RefSeq lists its product as uncharacterized. The record is from RefSeq and is a predicted model, not a curated record. The coding region runs from base 870 to 1286 and encodes 138 amino acids. Lineage: Eukaryota; Metazoa; Arthropoda; Insecta; Diptera; Tephritidae. The transcript is spliced from 3 exons.